Messenger RNA from Clarias gariepinus (North African catfish), 1504 nucleotides. RefSeq names its product Serine/threonine-protein kinase pdik1l-B-like. Lineage: Eukaryota; Metazoa; Chordata; Actinopteri; Siluriformes; Clariidae. Bases 238 to 1311 code for a protein of 357 amino acids. Gene Ontology annotation, biological process: peptidyl-serine phosphorylation; positive regulation of autophagy; axon extension. The transcript is spliced from 4 exons. The record is from RefSeq and is a predicted model, not a curated record. Gene Ontology annotation, molecular function: ATP binding; protein serine/threonine kinase activity. Gene Ontology annotation, cellular component: cytoplasm; autophagosome.
AAAGGUCAGCACUUCCGCUGAGAUCAGAGGCAGAUGAUACAUUGUAUACAUUUGAUUUAAGUCUCGCUUUUUAGCUGCGCAUUUUGUAGUACACGGUGUGUUUUUAUCCGAGAAUCGACCAAAACACCUUUGACAGCGUUCACUUGGAUUUUUUUUUAUGGCUCAAGCAAAAGAAAACAUCAUCGCCUCAGGCUCUUGUGUACCGCACAGACUCCAGUGAGGGUAGAGCCAUCUGUCAUGGAGCAGGUCUACAGGCUGCAGCGGGAAGUGGGACGGGGCAGCUAUGGCGUGGUGUUUGAGGGUCAUGUGAUGGAGACAGGCUGGUGGGGCCGCAGAGGAGACACAGUGGCCAUCAAACGUCUGCCCUGCUGCAGCCCAGAAAGCAUUGAGCUCUACUUGCAGGAGCUUUGGGCCAUGAGAGCCACUGCCAGGAGUCACCCGAAUGUCAUCGCCCUCCACAACUGCCUGGUACAGACUGGCCCUAAAACGCUUCAGCCACUAAAAUCAGACAAGCUCCCUCUUGACCUCGUGGAGACUGCACUUAAAGGAAGGGUCGUGGACAAGGAGUCUAAAAGUCAAGCAAGAAACAUAGCCAAGUCGAGGAGGGGCCUGGCAUCAACAGGAAAGUUGCCAAAACGCUGCUUGGCUCUGUGGCUGGUGAUGGAGUAUUGCGAUGGAGGAGACCUGAACCAUUACAUACUGUCUAGGAGUCCAGACAUCCCGAGGAACCAUGAGGUGGUUCGGCAGCUCAGUAGCGCCAUGGCUUUCCUGCAUGGAUUGGGGAUAGUGCACCGGGAUCUGAAACCAGCCAAUGUGCUCGUCUGCUUAACUAAGACCGGUCCAGUGAUGAAGGUGGCCGACUUUGGGCUGAGCAAGAUGAUAGACGGCGCCAUGGAAGGAGAUCGGAGCAGACUGGCCCUGUCCUCCACGUGUGGCUCAGACUUCUACAUGGCCCCUGAGGUGUGGGCUGGACAUACCUACACGGCCCAGGCAGACAUUUUCUCUCUGGGCGUCCUUUUCUGGGCCGUGCUGGAGAGGAUCACCUUUCUAGAAGAUGGCUCCAACGAGGAGCAGCUGGGAGCAUUUGUGGAGAAGGGUCGAUGGCUUACACCGCUUGGAGAGGCUUUAUGUCAGAAUCCAGCUCUGCAGUUGGUAAUACCCAUGCGGACACGACGGGCACCGCCAUUGCCUCCGACGCCGAGCCCUGACUUGUGUGCCCUGCUUUUGGACAUGCUGGCAUUUGACCCUGACGCACGUCCCACCGCGCUACAGCUGCAGGACAGAGUUUAUAUGGCCAUAGACCUUCACUGAUCUCUUUUUACUUGCAUUCAUUCUACUUCUGAUAAUUCUGUAAAAUUUUAACUUAAAGUAUUUCUUCAUCCAAUGCCUCAUUCGGCCUUAUACAAGACGUAUCACGUGGUUUAAGUCUGUUGUAGAUGUGUGUUGUCGGUGUUUGCUUGUGUUUAUCAUUGUUCAAAUAUUUUAAAUAAAUUCAUGAAAUAUC